GCCGUCCAAUUAGCACAAAUUAAGGAGGGGCAGGGCUGCCAAAAAGGGAGUUUCAUCAAUGUCCUCCUCCUUAUAAUAUCUCGAAACUUCCAUCUACAACGACCUAGACGGAGCAGAAGAAAUUCCGAGAAUAAUAUAUAGCCAGCCUUUCCGUCUUCCAGACAUCCGCGAUUCGUCGAUUCCUUUCCCUUCUAUACCAAUUAUCAUCUUCAUUAACUUCGUUGAUUAUAUUCUCUCGCUCUUAUCCAGGAGGAACGAAGCUCUCGCUCCGCUCUUCCAAGGUAAGGGACUUGUACAGCAGCAUCAAGGGAAUGCAUAAAGAUGUGCUUCACCUUUGAGGCCUGCGCACUAAACACCGACGCCCAUCUGCUUCUCAAGUCCAAGCCAAUCGUGCACGGCAUUGGGCAUGAAUCUCAGUGCACGACGAGCAAAUGUUGCAGCAGCUUAACGUUCUACGAUGCCCCAACUGAUUGUCUUUUGAAGCACGAUUUUGAGGAAGACGGUUAGUUUUUUGUCAAAUAUAAUAUCCAGGGGGAAGAUCAGGGGCUGGCCCUGAACUAUAAUUGGGUGGAAAUGGAUACUAAGGGUAACAUAUUGAUGGGGAAAUAUGAAAUCGGGAGGUUCUUGGGACAAGGCGCGUUCGCCAAAGUUUACUAUGGGAAGCACAUCGAAACAGAGCAGGCUGUGGCGAUCAAAGCAAUCGACAAGGCAAGAGUAGCAAAACUUGGACUUAUGAACCAGAUCGAGCGAGAGAUAUCAGUGAUGAGGUUGAUCAAGCACCAAAACAUUACUCAAAUAUACGAAGUAAUGGCCACGAAAGCCAAGAUUUACUUUGUGAUAGAGUACGCUAAGGGGGGAGAGCUAUUUCGGAAAGUCGCCAAGAAAAGGCUAAAAGAAGGCACCGUCAGAAAAUACUUUCAGCAGCUGAUUUUUGCGGUGAAUUUCUGUCACAAGAGGGGCGUUUAUCACCGGGAUUUGAAACCAGAAAAUCUGCUUCUGGACGAGCACGGUUGCUUAAAGGUAUCGGAUUUUGGUCUGAGUGCACUCUCCGAAUCCCAGGGGCAGGAUGGGUUACUCCACACGGCCUGUGGAACCCCAGCUUAUACUGCUCCGGAGAUUGUUACUAGGAAAGGCUACGAUGGAGCUAAAGCUGAUAUAUGGUCUUGUGGGGUGGUUCUAUUUGUUUUGUUCGCCGGUUAUCUUCCGUUCUACGAUCAGAAUGUUAUGGAGAUGUAUAGGAAGAUAUUCAGGGCCGAGUACACGUGCCCUGAGUGGUGCUCACCUCAAGUAAGCAGGUUGCUUUCAAGAAUGCUCGAUCCAAAUCCGAAAACCAGGGUUUCCAUUGAUGGAAUAAUGGCGACUCCCUGGUUCCGGAAAGGGUUGGAUUCAAAACUGGUGAAGGGUAAAGCAGGAGACAUAGAUGCCGAUGCAGGAACUGAUAUAGUAAAACAUUUUGGUUUUGAAGAUCUUGCGGCAAUGUCAAAACCUGUUACCCUUAAUGCAUUCGGCAUCAUCUCACUCUCCUCCGGAUUGGACUUAUCGGGUUUGUUAGUGAACACUGACCAAAAGGAUGAAGCUAAGUUCACGUCGGAUAAGUCUGCAUCUACGAUCAUUUCAAAGUUUGAGGAGAUUGCUGGUAACAUGAAAUUGAAAGUGACAGAGAAGAACGACAAAGGUUCCUUGAAAUUAGAGCACCAGAAAGACAGUUGGAGUGGAAGUUUAACAAUCUACAUAGAAAUCUCCGAAAUCACUUCCUCCUUCCAUUUUGUUGAGAUGAUGUCUAGAGGCGACGGAUUAUAUUUUCAGAAAAUCCUGAAACAGGACAUGAAACCGGCUCUUGGGGAUAUUGUAUGGGACUGGCAAGGCGACCAAAAGGUAAUAGAACUCUCUAGAGAUAUACUAGCUUAGCUGCUGAAUCUCCAACAUCUCUUGUUCCAUUUGUUUCUGCUAUCCGAUCUUUUUGACAGUUUGUUCUAAUAGUUUGUUUUCAUCUACAAUCUAUCGAAUGUUUUCAUCAUUUCUAUGAAAU
Molecule: messenger RNA, 2029 nt
Organism: Andrographis paniculata
Lineage: Eukaryota; Viridiplantae; Streptophyta; Magnoliopsida; Lamiales; Acanthaceae
Product: CBL-interacting protein kinase 2-like
Exons: 2
Coding region: 574-1908 (444 amino acids)
Biological process (GO): protein phosphorylation; signal transduction
Molecular function (GO): ATP binding; protein kinase activity
Source: RefSeq, a predicted model, not a curated record